GCGCGUACGAGUAUAGGCGACCGGCGUACGACGUGGAGGAGGGAGGAAAGCGAAGGACACGACCUGAGGCAGAGGGAGGAGGAGGCGCCACACAUUUUCACCGCGUCCUGUGCUGCGGGGACACGCCACCAUGCCUUGGCACGCCCUGGGGGAGAACCCUUGUCCACCGGCAAGGAAGCCUGGUGACAUCGUCAGAGGGGCUAGAAAGAUUCAGCUCAACACCAACCAUUUUGAGGUCACAGUAAGGAAUCCCAACAUAACCCUCGUACACUACGAUGUGGAUAUCAAGUUGCCGAAUAACAUGGCAGCCAUAUUGCCAAAGAAAAAGCGUAUGAUGAUAUUUGAAAACAUGAGGACUGCCUAUCCAAAAGUUUUUGGGAAUCAUGUAAUUGGAUUUGAUUCAGAGAAGAAUGCCUACUCCACAACACCUCUCUUCCAAGAAAGCAAGUCCAACCCGGGGAAGAAGUUUGAGGCUGAAUUACUUGAAUUUGGGAAGCCUCAAAAAUUUGUGGUAACAAUGAAAGCCGUCAAUUGUGAGAACUUGUCCACUCUCAUGACUGCAUUAAAGGCUGGCAACAAGAGGGUAAUACCACAAGCCAUCAUACAGAUGCUUGAAGUGAUAUUCCAACACAACCUCUGUGUACGAUAUGAGAGGAUUGGCCGUGACAAAAUGUUCUCAACGGAAAGAGCGUUUGGAAAUCCAUGUAACAUAGGCGGAGGAAAGGAGGCCUUGGUUGGUUUCUUUGGCUCUCUAAGACCUGUUGGCUGGAAAGACAACACAAUGCUCCUAAAUGUUGAUGUGGUGAAUGCUGCUUUCUACAAGGAACAAGGUGUUAUUGACUUCAUCAAGGAGGUUCUUGAUAUUUCUGACGGUGAGCUUAAUCAGACACUAACUCCAGCCCAGAAACGGAAGGUUAUCAGCAAUUUGAAAAAGAUGAAGAUACAGGUAACACAUACAAACAUACCACGAACCUACAAGGUUGUCGGAAUGGGAGAUUUGGGAGCAGAUCGAGAGACUUUUCUUCAUGAUACAAAGAAGUGCACAGUGCAACAGUACUUUGCUGAGAAGUACCAGAGAAACCUUCGCUACCCAAGACUUAACCUAUUGCGAGUUGCUCCGGAUGCUAAGAAAAUCUUCUUGCCUGUUGAGUGUUGUAAGAUAGCCAAGGGACAGAAGGUACAAGGAAAACUCAGUGACAGAGAGACGUCACAGUUCAUCAGAAACACAGCUAAGUCACCAUCUGACAGGCUUCGCCAUAUCACCCAAAUGGUCCAGAAGCAAAAGUUUUCAUCUGACCCAAAUAUAAGAGGCCUUGAGUUCUCCAUAUCAGAUACACCAAUGUCUGUUGAGGGUCACGUUCUGCAGGCUCCAAAGCUGCUUAUGAACAAGGAAUUCCCACCAGUGAGGGGAGUGUGGGACACCAGAGACAAGUCCUUCUUUAAAGCAGGAGAUCUCAAGUGCUGGGCCGUCCUCAACUACAGCUCUCGUUUCAUCAGAGAUGAUGCUUUGCAGCGAUUCAUCGGCAACAUGAAGGAGAUGGGCAGGGAGCGGGGAAUGAACAUAAGUGAUCCAGCCCUUGUUUUCAAUGCCCGCAAUCCUGCUCCAGAGGGAGAUCUUCCAAAUGUCAAGAGGAGGUUACCUGAUGUUCAGCUCAUCAUGGUUGUCCUGCCAAGAGAUGGAGACUACUACGCACGUGUCAAGAAGAUUGGAGACCGAGAAAUCUCAGUGGUGACACAAUGUGUAAAAGAUGCCAAUGUGAACAAAAGUGCUCCUCCGCUUGUGAGUAACCUUCUGCUCAAGAUCAAUGCCAAGAUUGGAGGUGUCAACAAUGUUCUUGGACAGCACAGACUAGUGGUAUUCCACUCUCCUGUCAUGAUCAUGGGUGCUGAUGUCAACCAUCCCCCAGCACAUGACAAGACUACUCCAUCCCUGGCAGCAGUGGUGGCCUCAAUGGACAAAUAUGCAUCAAGUUAUGCUGUAGAAGUUCGUCAUCAAAGACACAGAACAGAAAUGAUUCAGCAACUAAGAGAGAUGACAAAAAAUCUUCUUAUUGCAUUCUACCGACAAACAAGGAGGAAACCAGAGAGGAUUGUAAUGUUCCGUGAUGGAGUUAGUGAGUCUCAGUUCUUGGAAGUGUUGUCUUUUGAGCUGAAGGCCAUGAGGGCUGCCUGCACAGAGCUGGAGAAGACCUACCAGCCAGCCAUGACCUUCAUUGUUGUUCAGAAAAGGCAUCACACAAGAUUGUUUUGCAGUGAGCGUGAUGGUGUAGGGAAGUGUGGCAAUGUUCCACCUGGCACUACAGUGGACAACACCAUCACCCACCCAACUCAAAGGGAUUUCUAUCUCUGCUCUCACCAAGGCAUCAUAGGAACCAGCAGACCCACCCACUACCAUGUGCUGUGGGAUGACAGUGAUCUGUCCAUGGAUAUGCUGCAGAACCUGACCUAUGCCAUGUGCCACCUAUAUUCCCGGUGCACUCGCUCAGUGUCCAUUCCCACCCCAGCCUACUAUGCACACUUAGUGGCAUUCAGGGCUAAACUUCAUAUUCGUGAUUUGUGUCCAAGUGAGACUGCAUCCUUGUCUUCAGGUGAAGAGGCUACUGUUCUGAGUGAUGCUGUAAUGACUCAAAAUACAAAACUAGGACUCAAUGACAAAAUGGCCACACAUUUGUACUAUGUGUAAAUCCUGAAAAAAAAAGCAAACAUACUUCUGUGCACUGGUGUUCAUUUAUAGUAUUUUAACAUGUAUCAUCCUCUGUAAAUUGAAUUUUAUGACACACCCACAAUGAGAAUGUAAAGCCAUGAAGCUAGCAACUGAUAUUUUUGGGUAAGAUGGUACAGAGCCCAUUUUAAUAUAAGUAAAAGAGGUAUGGUAUGAGCAUUUUACAUGUUUUAAAGUUAAUUAUUCAGUUUUAAAGAAGUUGGCUCAAGCCAGAAAAUUUAUGAUGUAAUAUGAUAGUGGAAAGUAGUUCAAAGAGAGAUGCUGUGUCAAGCAGAACUUGUGUAUUUUUUUACUUUCAGUAUACAUAAAUUCUGAAUAAGGAAAAAGAAAAAAAUAAGAAUUAGAAUUAAAAUGCAAUUUGGGAGUUAUCAAACGUGAUUAUGUGGACGAAACACAGAGCUUGUUUAAGGUCAUUGAACUGGCAUGUUAUUUUUAUUUUACAUGAUCAACUGAGGAUGUUUUGUACUUCACUUAUUCUAAGACAAACAAAUUCGGGACCCGAUUCAUCAAACCAUUUACAAGACCUCAAGACCUCUCGUUAGUAAGUCUUCUGGUAACUCUGUCCACUACGGACACUCCGUGUUUAGGCAGUUCCAAUGGUGAUGAAUGAAGUGAUGGCCAGGCAGUCAUUUCAUUCAUCGCUAUCAGAACCACCUAAAGAUCAAGGGUGUUCAUAGCAGACGGAGUUACCAAAAGACUUACGGCGGAAAUUUCUCUGACCCUAACUGAUCAUAUAGUCGAUCUUCUCAUUGGGAUGGAUAACUGUCCAAAAUUAGUGAAUGGCCUCAUCAAGUUAAAAGGAAUUAACUUCUUGAAGGUUGCUGGGGGUAAAAGGGAUUAACUUCUUGAAGGUUGCUGGGGGUUUAAUUCCUUAUAGCAACAUGAGGCUAGAUUUGCUAUGGUCACUAAUGUAAGUGUUAAUAAAUUACACCCCUUGGAGAGAGUUUCUAGUGUUGUGGAUCCGUGAUAUAGGAAAUUAGUUUAAUUUAUGGCUGCGUCGCCCCACCCCAUUCGGACCAUGUAAGCUUUGACCUUGGUUGGAGUUGGUGUUCAGUUUCAUUCUAGGGCAAGUCAAUUGUUUGUAUCCAGUACUCUAAUUCAUAUUUGUCCUGUGAUGCCCAUUUAAUUUUUCACAACUUGCCGACGAGAGGUUUGAUGAAUCUGGCCCUUGGAUUUGUUCUUACUUUUGGUACAAAAAAUUUUACCAACUCAUACAGGCUGUGGAAAUAUUUCUGCAGUGCUGUAACUUAAACUUAUAAUGAAGUAUCAAUCUUGCACAGGUUACCAAUAUAGAAGAGCAGCCAAGUAUAGUAUAGCCUCCUCCUCCUCCUCCCUUGUAUAGGAAGAGGAGGAGGCUGCACCUUGCUGCAGUCUAACAUUCACUGUUACCCUGUGCAAGGAGUUACCUUUACACCAAAAAGUUACAAAGUCAGCCCCAAAACAGUAACUUUUAUAACAAAUAAGUUUAUAUAUAAAAAAACUUUUUACAUGUUUCAAAGACAAUAUAUUCCUGUAUAAACUAA
Messenger RNA from Eriocheir sinensis (Chinese mitten crab), 4245 nucleotides. RefSeq names its product protein argonaute-2-like. The transcript is spliced from 16 exons. NCBI's taxonomy places the organism in Eukaryota, Metazoa, Arthropoda, Malacostraca, Decapoda, Varunidae. Bases 131 to 2683 code for a protein of 850 amino acids. The record is from RefSeq and is a predicted model, not a curated record. Gene Ontology annotation, molecular function: protein binding; RNA binding.